Messenger RNA from Durio zibethinus, 1039 nucleotides. Its product is annotated as Golgi apparatus membrane protein-like protein ECHIDNA. Gene Ontology annotation, cellular component: Golgi membrane. The record is from RefSeq and is a predicted model, not a curated record. NCBI's taxonomy places the organism in Eukaryota, Viridiplantae, Streptophyta, Magnoliopsida, Malvales, Malvaceae. Gene Ontology annotation, biological process: protein secretion; vesicle-mediated transport.
UUCUUUCGUAAAUAAUCCUCUUUUAGCCGGAUCUACGAAGAAACCAAAAGUUUCUGUCAUAGCAAGAGAAAAAAAAAAAUCAACUUUUGUAUUGAAUCCCUGUAAAUUCGCUAGAAGGUUCAAAACCCAUUAAAUUCUUACAUCUACCCCGUAUGGAUUUUAGUCAGCCUCCAGGUGAAAAUUAUGCCAACCCCAAGACGUGUUUCUUUCAUGUUCUCUUCAAGGCUGCAGCAUUGGCAUUUUACAUCCUUUCCGCUCUCUUUUUCAACAACUUUGUGGUCAUUUUUGUAGUGACUGUUCUUCUUUCUGCUCUUGAUUUUUGGGUGGUUAAGAAUGUCAGUGGACGUAUAUUAGUUGGUUUGAGGUGGUGGAAUGAAAUUAAUGAUCUUGGUGAGAGUGUGUGGAGAUUUGAAUGUCUUGACCAAGAGUCAUUGGCCCGGAUGAACAAGAAAGAUUCAUGGCUGUUUUGGUGGACCCUUUACCUUUCAGCAGUUUUUUGGAUUGUGCUUGGAAUAUUCUCUCUCAUAAGGUUUCAAGCUGAUUUUCUCCUUGUUGUUGGAGUUUGUUUAACUCUCAGCAUAGCAAAUAUUGUUGGUUUCACCAAAUGUCGCAAAGAUGCCAAGAAGCAGAUUCAACAGUUUGCUUCCCAGACCAUUGCCUCAAGAGUUUCAUCCACUAUACAAUCAGCAUUUAGUGUUAUCUGAAAUAGUCAAUAGUGAAAUACGGGAAUUACACGGAAGAAAAUGCACUGUAGAGGAGAAGUUGAGAAGUGUGGCAUGUACAAAACAACAACUAGUACUGAAUUGCCCGUUUCUGUGAACUAGGGGUUAAAAAUCAAAUGACUUUUAUGGUACCUCUAAUGCUUUGUAAAAUGAAUCACUCAAACCAAAAAAAAAGGUUUGUCACCACAAUCAUCAUCUUUCACUUACUACAUUUUGGUUGUCAGUACGAUGAAUUGCAUUCUUCCCUUAAGAGUUCUUGUUAUUGGUUUCGAUUCAUUCAACUUCUCUUCCCCUUGGUGUCAGAGAUGCCAACAGCA